CGCCUGGACUGCAGGUGUCAGUAUAGGCGGCUGGUAUUGCAAACAGUUCCACCACCUCAAAGGCAGCAGCUGUUGAUAAUGAUAGCAAAAGGUGAUGCCAAAGAAAUGAAAUUGACAUUAUUUUCCACGUAUUAUUGUUUUAAUUAGGUCAUUUUAGUGUAACAUCACAGCGCGCGAGAGAUAGCUUUAGCAUUGUUAGCGUUUGGACCAAGCUAACACGAACUAGCUUAGCUUGCGUUGAUUCUAACGUCAUGAACUCACUGGUUGGCUACGGGGUGUCCUCCGACUCUGACAGCGACCCAGAGGAUGUAAACAACACAAACAGCUCUACUCAGAAGGAGCUAGCUGUCACCAAGACCCGAAACUUCUUACUGGAGUCCGGUUCAGCUUCCAGUGACUCAGAAGAAGAGGACCCACAGCUGUCAUCACCACCGGCCAAAACCCUAACACCAGAGCCGGCUCCUUCUGCUGCAUCACAGUCCACCCUUCCAGCUCCUUCUUUGGCUUCUCCUACAUCGAAUAAGCUUCCACCUCCUCCUCUGCACACUAGCAUCGACAGCAGUGUGUUCGCCAACCCCUUCAAGGCCCAGGCGGACCAGAAGCUCAGUGCUCUGCAGAAACAUGUCCCGUUAACAAUAGAGGCUAAACGCUCACAUAUUGGCGGCAAACGUGUGUGUGAGGCUUACAGGAAAAAUGGGAGGUGCAGAUUUGACACGAAAUGCAAGUUUGCUCAUGACAGUGGCCUCCAGACUCCAGUGAUUCCUACUGACAGUCAUUCAUCUGCAAGGGCUGAAGCACGGGGGUCAUCUGAGGCCAGAUCAGGUGCAAUUGGCUCCAAUAGUCAGAGCUCCCAGCAAGAGACAGCAGAAGAGGAGUCAGAAGGUCAGAAAGUGAAGAAGAGGAGAGUGGGACUGAGUAAUUCUUUAAUUCCUCCAAAACGAGCUCUGAAGCAAUAUGCAAUGCAGAAGGACAGAGAACGAAUCAAUAUGUCCUGAAGUAUGUUUUAAUAGCUGCCACCAUUAAGCAAUAGUACAGAAUGUGAGCAGUGUAACUCAGGUGUGCUUUGUCAUUUUUAGUAAAGAGAAAACGUGACUCAAAUCUUGUCAAACUGUGAAUAAAAACACUUUUGCUAAA
This is a messenger RNA of Sphaeramia orbicularis (orbiculate cardinalfish), 1134 nucleotides long. RefSeq lists its product as uncharacterized. NCBI's taxonomy places the organism in Eukaryota, Metazoa, Chordata, Actinopteri, Kurtiformes, Apogonidae. Bases 252 to 995 code for a protein of 247 amino acids. The record is from RefSeq and is a predicted model, not a curated record. Gene Ontology annotation, molecular function: metal ion binding. The transcript is spliced from 2 exons.